Messenger RNA from Physeter macrocephalus (sperm whale), 4795 nucleotides. RefSeq names its product period circadian regulator 1 (gene PER1). NCBI's taxonomy places the organism in Eukaryota, Metazoa, Chordata, Mammalia, Artiodactyla, Physeteridae. Gene Ontology annotation, cellular component: cytoplasm; nucleus. The coding region runs from base 408 to 4235 and encodes 1275 amino acids. The record is from RefSeq and is a predicted model, not a curated record. The transcript has 24 exons. Gene Ontology annotation, molecular function: transcription cis-regulatory region binding; transcription corepressor binding. Gene Ontology annotation, biological process: negative regulation of transcription by RNA polymerase II; entrainment of circadian clock by photoperiod; circadian regulation of gene expression.
ACCCCUGACUGCCGCGGGGAGGGGCUCAGAAGCCAGCGAACUGAGGGAGCUGACAACCCUACUCCCAGGGAGGUACGGGACAGGACCCCUGAGAGCCGGUGGGAGACGUUCCAGUGCGUGACUGCUGUUUGGCUCCUGUUGGCUCUGGCUGCGCCUUCUAUUGUUUGCAUCCUUCCCCCCACUUCACCCCCUCCUCAGAUGUGGAUCCUCGAUUACCCUCCUCCUAGCUGUCCACAGGACUUGAAGUGUCAGAGGAAGGGAUUGGGCGCUGGCUGUGAUCAAACUUCUCAGCUCUCCGAGGCUUGAGUUUCCCACGUCACUCCCCUGGCCAGGCCUCCCGGCCCCCUCGUGCCUCUCUGGUGGCCUCUCUGCCUUCCCUGUUCUCCUGCCCUCCCCAUGGCCCAGACAUGAGUGGCCCCCUCGAAGGGGCUGAUGGGGGAGGGGACCCCAGGCCUGGGGAAUCCUUUUGUCCUGGAGGGGCUCCAUCCCCUGGGCCUCCACAGCAUCGACCUUGUCCUGGCCCCAGCCUGGCUGACGACACGGAUGCCAACAGCAAUGGCUCCAGCGGCAAUGAGUCCAAUGGACCGGAGUCCAGGGGUGCAUCUCAGCGGAGCUCACAUAGCUCCUCCUCCGGCAAUGGCAAGGACUCGGCCCUGCUGGACACCACUGAAAGCAGCAAGAGCACAAACUCUCAGAGCCCAUCCCCACCCAGCAGUUCCAUUGCCUACAGUCUCCUGAGUGCCAGCUCAGAGCAGGACAACCCAUCUACCAGUGGCUGCAGCAGUGAACAGUCAGCUCGGGCAAGGACCCAGAAAGAACUCAUGACGGCGCUGCGGGAGCUCAAGCUUCGGCUGCCACCAGAGCGCAGGGGCAAGGGCCGCUCUGGGACCCUGGCCACGCUGCAGUACGCACUGGCCUGUGUCAAGCAGGUGCAAGCCAACCAGGAAUACUACCAGCAGUGGAGCCUGGAGGAGGGCGAGCCUUGUGCCAUGGACAUGUCCACCUACACUCUGGAGGAACUGGAGCACAUCACAUCUGAGUACACGCUUCGCAACCAGGAUACCUUCUCCGUGGCUGUCUCCUUCCUGACAGGCCGCAUCGUCUACAUCUCUGAGCAGGCAGGUAUCCUGCUGCGCUGCAAGCAGGAUGUGUUCCGCGGUGCCCGCUUCUCAGAGCUCCUGGCUCCCCAGGAUGUGGGCGUCUUCUAUGGUUCCACUGCCCCAUCUCGCCUGCCCACCUGGGGCACGGGGGCCUCGGCAGGUUCAGGCCUCAAGGAUUUCACCCAGGAGAAGUCUGUCUUCUGCCGUAUCAGAGGGGGUCCUGACCGAGAUCCGGGGCCUCGGUACCAGCCAUUCCGCCUAACCCCAUAUGUGACCAAGAUCCGGGUCUCUGAUGGGGCCCCUGCACAGCCGUGUUGCCUGUUGAUCGCAGAGCGCAUCCACUCUGGUUAUGAAGCUCCCCGGAUUCCCCCCGACAAGAGGAUCUUCACGACGAGGCACACGCCCAGCUGCCUCUUCCAGGAUGUGGAUGAAAGGGCCGCCCCGUUGCUGGGCUACCUCCCCCAAGACCUCCUGGGGGCCCCAGUGCUCCUUUUCCUGCAUCCGGAGGACCGACCCCUCAUGCUGGCCAUCCACAAGAAGAUCCUGCAGCUGGCUGGCCAACCCUUUGACCACUCCCCUAUCCGCUUCUGCGCCCGGAAUGGGGAGUACGUCACCAUGGACACCAGCUGGGCUGGCUUCGUGCACCCCUGGAGCCGCAAGGUGGCCUUUGUGCUGGGCCGCCACAAAGUACGCACGGCGCCCCUGAAUGAAGACGUGUUCACCCCCCCAGUCCCCAGCCCCGCUCUCUCCCUGGACCCUGAUAUCCAGGAGCUUUCUGAGCAGAUCCACCGGCUGCUGUUACAGCCUGUGCACAGCCCCAGCCCCACGGGGUUCUGUGGAGUCGGCCCGGUGACUUCUCCAGGUCCUCUCCUCAGCCCUGGCUCCUCCAGUGCCAGCAACGGGGGUGACGCCGAGGGACCUGGGCCUCCUGCGCCGGUGACCUUCCAGCAGAUCUGUAAGGAUGUGCACCUGGUGAAGCAUCAGGGGCAGCAGCUUUUUAUUGAGUCCCGGGCCCGGCCUCUGCCCCGGCCCCGCGUCCCUGCUACAGGCACAUUCAAGGCCAAGACCCUUCCUUGCCAAUCCGCAGACCCAGAGUUGGAGGUGGCACCUGCUCCAAUCCAGGCCCCACUAGCCUUGGCUCCUGAGGAGGCUGAGCGGAAAGAAGCCUCCAGCUGCUCCUACCAGCAGAUCAACUGCCUGGACAGCAUCCUCAGGUACCUGGAGAGCUGCAACCUCCCCAGCACGACCAAGCGCAAAUGUACCUCCUCCUCCUCCUGCACCACCUCUUCGGCCUCCGACGAGGACAGGCAGCGGGCGGGCGCGGUCUCUGUGGGGACCGAGAAAGAUCCAUCGGCAGUGCUGUCUGGGGAGGGGGCCGCCCCUCUGAAGGAGCCGGUGGUGGGAGGAGACGCCCUGAGCCCGCUCGCCCGGGCCAAUAAGGCGGAGAGCGUGGUGUCCGUCACCAGUCAGUGUAGCUUCAGCUCCACUAUCGUCCAUGUGGGAGACAAGAAGCCCCCGGAAUCGGACAUCAUCAUGAUGGAGGACCUGCCUGGCCUGCCUCCCGGCCCAGCUCCCAGCCCAGCCCCCAGCCCCACGGUGGCCCCUGACCCAGCCACAGGUGCCUACCGGCCGGUGGGCCUGACCAAGGCUGUGCUGUCCCUGCACACCCAGAAGGAGGAGCAGGCCUUCCUCAGCCGUUUCCGCGACCUCGGCAGGCUGCGUGGACUUGACGGCUCCUCCACGGCCCCCUCGGCCCCCGGCUGCCGCCACGGCUCCGCGGCCCCCGGCCGCCGCCACCACUGCCGAUCCAAAGCUAAGCGCUCCCGCCAGCACCCGACCCCUCAGGCCGAAGUCCCCUGCCACGUCUCCCACCCGUCGCCUGUGCCAUCCUCUACCCCCUGGCCCCCACCACCAGCCACGCCGCCCUUCCCGGCUGUGGUCCAGCCCUGCCCCCUCCCCGCGUUCUCCCCCAGAGGAGGCCCCCAGCCUCUCCCUCCUGCACCCACAUCUGUGUCUCCUGCAGCUUUCCCUGCCCCGCUGGUGACCCCAGUGGUGGCUUUGGUGCUCCCUAACUAUCUCUUCCCUGCCCCACCCACCUACCCCUGUGGGGCACCCCAGACCCCCUCCUCCCACUCCCCUUCUCCGUCCCUGCCCCUGCCGCCCCCCAGCCCUCCCCGCCGCCCCAACUCUCCACUCUUCAACUCGAGAUGCAGCUCCCCGCUCCAGCUAAAUCUGCUGCAGCUUGAGGAGCCCCCCCGUGUCGAGGGGAGUAGUGCUGGGCGCCCCCCUCCCAGUGAGGAGACUGCCGACCCAGCAGCCAGACCGGUGGAGAUAACUGAGUCCUCCAACCAGGAUGCGCUCUCGGGCUCCAGCGACCUGUUGGAGUUGCUGCUGCAGGAGGACUCGCGCUCUGGCACGGGCUCUGCUGCCUCGGGCUCCUUGGGCUCUGGCUUGGGCUCUGGGUCUGGUUCAGGCUCCCAUGAGGGGAGCAGCACCUCAGCCAGCAUCACGCGCAGCAGUCAGAGCAGCCACACGAGCAAGUACUUUGGCAGCAUCGAUUCUUCCGAGGCUGAGGCUGGGGCUGCCCGUGCCAGGGCUGAGCCCGGGGACCAGGUCAUUAAGUACGUGCUCCAGGAUCCCAUCUGGCUGCUCAUGGCCAAUGCUGACCAGCACGUCAUGAUGACCUAUCAGGUGCCCCCCAGGGACAUGGCCUCUGUGCUGAAGCAGGACCGGGAGCGGCUCCGGGCUAUGCAGAAGCAGCAGCCUCGGUUCUCAGAGGACCAGCGGAGGGAACUGGGUGCUGUGCACUCCUGGGUCCGGAAGGGUCAACUGCCUCGGGCCCUUGAUGUGAUGGCCUGUGUGGACUGCGGUAGCAGCACCCGAGACCCUGGCCACCCUGAUGACCCACUCUUCUCAGAAAUGGAUGGACUGGGGCUGGAGCCCAUGGAGGAGGGUGGAGGCGAGGGGGGUGGCGGUGGUGGUGAGGGUGAGGGUGAGGGUGAGGGCGGUGAUGAGGCCCAGGCCCAAGCUGGGGCCACGGUCUCAAGCUCUCAGGACCUGGCCAUGGAGGAGGAGGAACAAGGCGGGAGCUCAUCCAGUCCAGCCUUACCUGCCGCAGAAAAUGGCACCAGCUAGACUACACUUGGGGCCACCUCCGGGAAUGCAUGAGAAGCUUCCUUCUCCCAUGUCCCAACUCGCAGCACUCAGAUGUGGCUGGACCAACCAAUAGAAAACUGUUCGGCUUCUCCCGCUGUAGGGGGUGUGGGACCUCCCAGCCGUCAGCAGCCCAGGAUCCAGGGGCUGCCUCUGGCCUCUUAGAGAACAGAGGGUGGCGCUCUUCAGCCCAGCCCAGAGAAGCCGCACCUCCCAUCCCUGCUGAGGAGUCGUUCCUUCCCCUGGACAAAGUUGCUGACAAGCUGCUGAAGUGGUUCUCCAAGCCCCAGCUGAGCCGGAGUCCCUGUCCCUGAGGGUUGGGGCUGCGUUUAUUUAUUGGGGGAGCCAGCCCUCUGAGGCCCAAGCAGGACCCAGUGGUCCAGACCCCUAGCUGCUCCGGGGUGGGGGAGGUUGGUGGACCGUGGAGUCCCUGGUGCUGCCCCUCAGGUGGGACCCUGGUGUUCUCAGCUGUACCCUCUACCGAUGAGAUUUGUGUUUUUGAUAUUGUGUCUGUUAUUUUUUAAUAUAAAAAGAAAAAAAUA